Molecule: messenger RNA, 1992 nt
Organism: Thamnophis sirtalis
Lineage: Eukaryota; Metazoa; Chordata; Lepidosauria; Squamata; Natricidae
Gene: BOK
Product: BCL2 family apoptosis regulator BOK
Biological process (GO): extrinsic apoptotic signaling pathway in absence of ligand; intrinsic apoptotic signaling pathway in response to DNA damage; release of cytochrome c from mitochondria
Cellular component (GO): mitochondrial outer membrane
Molecular function (GO): BH domain binding
Source: RefSeq, a predicted model, not a curated record
CAAGGCUAUAGCAAGAAGGUCUUUUUCCACGGAGGGAAUCUUGCGAGCGCUGGGAUCUCUGAAGCUUCGUAAAGGCAGAAGGAACAACGGCUCGAAGUUAUUAGGCGUUUCUGCGGAAUUUCAACAACCAACAAUUCUUGGGAUCUCUGCCCAACCCGGUCCCAGCGGGGAGAAUCAAGGAACCCUCCUUAGAGCACGGAUCUCCAACAAGCAUCUUUACUGAAAAUUGCAGUGAAGCAGUUUCCCACAAACACGUUCUCUAGCUAUAGAUUCCUUUCCAGUGUCUCACCAAUGAAAUUCUGAAGAAAACUCUACCCAGCAUGUUUGAAGAUCGGUGAUAGAAUGGAAGUCCUCCGUCGUUCUUCUGUCUUUGCUGCAGAGGUGAUGGAAGUGUUUGACCGGACUCCCACUGACAAGGAGCUUGUAUCUCAAGCCAAGGCGCUUUGCAGAGACUACAUUAACUCCAGGCUCAUUCGGGCUGGUAUUGGCUGGAAUAAGCCUGAGCAUAGCUCCCCUGUUCCAGUUGGCAAGUUAGCAGAAGUGUCCAGCAUACUUUUAAGGUUGGGAGAUGAACUGGAGUAUAUCAGACCCAAUCUUUAUCGAAACAUAGCACGGCAACUAAACAUCUCUCUCCAUUCAGAAACUGUGGUGACGGAUGCAUUCUUGGCUGUGGCCACUCAAAUCUUUUCAUCAGGAAUAACAUGGGGUAAAAUUGCAUCUCUAUACGCCGUGGCAGCAGGCCUUGCUGUGGACUGUGUGAGACAUGCCCAGCCAGCCAUGGUCCAUACCAUUGUGGACUGUUUGGGAGAGUUCGUACGCAAGACUUUGGUGACAUGGAUGAAGAGGAGAGGAGGCUGGGCAGACAUAACAAAGUGUGUCGUGAAUACUGAUCCCAACCUUCGCUCCCAUUGGCUUGUGGCUGCCAUUUGUAAUUUUGGCCAAUUUUUGAAGGCCAUCUUUUUUGUGCUGUUGCCAGAAAGAUGAUAUCUGGUUAUCAAAAAAAGUUCCAUUUUCUUCUCGGUGACCAAGAGACACAAGUGAAGAAGUAAUUAGAUGACUUUCCUCCACGCUUUUCCAAUGAUGGGAAGCCUUUUUUUCAGUUCAUGUCUUAUACCAAGCAUCUUUUGUACUUUGAGAUUUGCACUGAUCUGUUCACAAGGCUGAGCAAUGGAAGAACUUGCCACUCAGUUUAUUGUUUAUAGAUUGUGUCACAUCUUGAUGUACUAAGAACAAGGAAGCUGAUCUGGAGUUGUGCAAAGAGGAAAACUAUCUUAAACUUUUUGUAUUUUGCAGUUGUGAUUUUUACAGUGUUAUUCAUUCUGGAAUUCUAAAUUCUUGGUUGAUGAUUGCUAAAUAAAGAAGGGAGGGGUUUCUCCAAUAUACUGAAAUUUAGUUUAAAUAUCACUUCCUGUCUAAGAAACUAAACUGGGAUUAUACAUGAUACAUUGCCAAUCUACAUAUCCAGCUUUAUAUUUUCACAUCUGAGGCACCAAAAUAUAAGGUCAUUUUUUAAAAAGCUAUGUUUAUGUUGAAUAAAACAAUCCAGAGACAUCAACUGCAACAACUUUUAGAAUACAAAAUAUACCCUAUUUGGAACAUACAUUUUAAUGUGAGGUGCAAUUGGCAAAUUGUGUGCUCUGAUUUUAAUCCUACUGCAGCCCAUCUAUGAUAAAAAGCAUGACAGAAGGAAAUCUAAACCUGCUUUGAUGCCUAAAUGCAAAUAAAGAACUAUGUAUACACAAUGAAGUGUAUAAACAUCUUAAAGAUACUCCAACUCAUUUUGUUUCUUUUCUACUUUGUAACUUACAAUGUGAAAAAGGCUGGUAAAUGGGAAUGAAGCAAUGAAGAUUAUCCUUGAAAUUUGUGAAAACAGCAAAGCUUUGGGCUUCUGGUGUUAAACCAUUGAAACAGAAUUUUAACACUGUAUAUAAUGAAAUGACACCUUGAAGAGGUUGAUUUAUUGUGACUAAAUAAAACACAACAGAGCAUGAA